GCGCGCUGUGACAGCCUCGCUUCCGGUUCCUAGCGGUGGGGUGGUGACCGGGAGCGCCCUCUCCCCGCAGGGUCUGUGUACGCCCGCUGAGCUUCUAACCCGCCUCUGGUCUCACCCGGCCCUUCCCCGGCGGCUAUUGCCCCAGAGGCCGGGACCCUCUGCCGCUCUCCCUGACGCUGGAGCCCCCCGAGCGGCUCCACAGCCCCAUCCGGGGGGCGAGGCUCGCUACGGGAACCCGUCCAUUCCCCGCCCGUUAAACGUCUGUCCCCGUCCCCGUCCCAAUUCUAUUCCUCCUCCCCCCCCUUGCCGUGGCGCGGGCCCGGAGCCCACCCCGCUAUCGCCAUGCCCGCGGGGGCGGCGUCGCCGAUUAUCCGCUGCGUGCAAAAGCUGGUGCUGUACGAGACCAGAGCUCGGUAUUUUCUUGUUGGGAGCAAUCAUGCAGAGACCAAGUAUCGUGUUUUGAAAAUUGAUCGCACUGAACCAACAGAUUUAGUUAUAAUUGAUGAUAAGCAUGUGUACACACAACAAGAGGUGAGGGAACUUCUUGGCCGCCUAGAUCUGGGAAAUAGAACAAAGAUUGGACAGAAGGGCUCCUCUGGGUUAUCUCGAGCGGUCUCUGCUUUCGGUGUUGUAGGUUUUGUUAGAUUUUUAGAAGGCUACUACAUUGUGUUAAUAACAAAAAGGAGAAAGAUGGCAGAUAUUGGAGGGCAUGCAAUAUACAAAAUAGAAGAUACAAAUAUGAUCUACAUUCCAAAUGACUCUGUACGAGUCACUCAUCCUGAUGAAGCAAGAUAUCUACGAAUAUUUCAAAAUGUGGACCUGUCUAGCAAUUUUUAUUUUAGCUACAGCUAUGAUCUGUCACACUCUCUUCAAUAUAAUCUUACCAUCCUGAGAAUGCCACUUGAGAUAUUAAAAACUGAAACAACUCAGACUCGACAGGAGAGCUUUGAUAUCUUUGAAGAUGAGGGACUUACAACACAAGGUGGAAGUGGUGUAUUUGGGAUUUGCAGUGAACCAUAUAAAAAGUAUGUGUGGAAUGGUCAACUGCUGGACAUAGUAAAAAACACUGUUCAUCAUGACUGGCUGUUAUAUGUUAUUCAUGGAUUUUGUGGGCAGUCUAAACUGUUAAUCUAUGGUCGUCCAGUGUAUGUCACUCUGAUAGCCAGAAGAUCAAGCAAAUUUGCUGGAACACGUUUUCUAAAGAGAGGAGCAAACUCUGAGGGAGAUGUUGCUAAUGAAGUAGAAACUGAACAAAUACUUUGUGAUGCUUCGGUGAUGUCAUUUUCUGCAGGGAGCUAUUCAUCUUACGUUCAAGUUCGAGGCUCAGUCCCUCUAUACUGGUCUCAAGAUAUUUCGACUAUGAUGCCUAAGCCACCAAUUACAUUGGACCAAGCAGAUCCAUUUGCGCACAUAGCUGCACUUCACUUUGAUCAAAUGCUUCAGAGAUUUGGCUCUCCCAUUAUCAUUUUGAAUCUUGUGAAGGAACGUGAAAAAAGAAAGCAUGAAAGGAUUCUAAGUGAAGAACUUGUUGGUGCUGUGACAUAUCUCAAUCAAUUUUUACCCCCAGAACAUGCUAUUGUUUAUAUUCCUUGGGAUAUGGCCAAAUACACAAAAAGCAAACUGUGUAAUGUCCUGGAUAGAUUGAAUGUAAUUGCGGAAAGUGUAGUGAAGAAAACAGGAUUCUUUGUAAAUCGUCCUGAUUCCUACUGCAGCAUCUUGCGGCCAGAUGAAAAAUGGAAUGAACUAGGAGGUUUUGUUGUUCCCACUGGUCGCUUACAGACUGGUGUUCUUCGAACCAAUUGUGUUGACUGUUUAGAUCGCACUAACACAGCCCAGUUCAUGGUGGGGAAGUGUGCUUUAGCCUAUCAGCUCUAUUCUCUUGGGUUGAUUGAUAAACCCAAUCUGCAGUUUGACACAGAUGCUGUUAGAUUGUUUGAGGAGUUGUAUGAAGAUCAUGGAGACACACUUUCUCUGCAAUAUGGAGGUUCUCAACUUGUUCAUCGAGUAAAAACCUACAGGAAGAUAGCACCAUGGACCCAGCAUUCCAAAGAUAUUAUGCAGACACUCUCAAGAUAUUACAGUAAUGCUUUUUCAGAUGCUGACAGGCAAGACUCAAUUAACGUAUUUUUGGGAGUAUUCCAGCCUGCAGAAGGAAAACCUCAUCUUUGGGAACUUCCUACAGACUUUUACUUGCAUCACAAGAACACUAUGAGUCUUUCACAGACAAGGAGAAGCUAUACCUACUGGUGGACACGAGGUGUAUUAAAUCAUUUACCACUGCCUUAUGAUGAGGUGACAUGCACUGAAAAUAUAAGGAAGUUGAUAGUGAAGAAAUUUCACAAAUAUGAAGAAGAGAUUGAUAUUCAUAAUGAGUUCUUUCGGCCAUAUGAAUUAAGCAGUUUUGAUGACACCUUUUGCUUGGCAAUGACCAAUUCUAUACGAGAUUUCAUGCCCAAGAAUGUUGGAAUUGAUCCAAGUCCAUUUACAGUGCGGAAACCUGAUGAAACUGGAAAAUCAGUGGUGGGGAACAAAAGUAAUAGAGAAGAAACUGUGCUGCAGCGCAAAACAGCUGCUAGUGCCCCUCCUCCCCCAAGUGAGGAAGCAGUGUCAAGUAGUUCUGAGGAUGAUUCUGGGACUGAUAAAGAAGAUGAGGGAGCUGUUUCUCAGCGUUCAACUCCAGUAAAGAUGGCAGAUACAGGCGAUAAUAUAAAAAUAACAGAGAACAUAGUUCAGUCCAUGAAAGAUAUAUAUGGGAUUAACCUCUCAGAUGUUCCUUCAGAGGAUGACCUCACAAUAUAUACAAGGUUUGUUCAGUUGGGGCAGAAUCAACAUAAACAAGACAAGAGCAGCCAGCAGCUUUGUUCAAAACAUCAUCUAGAUGGGGUUAUAAAUAUGGUGGACCCAGAUGAUAAGCCCUGGGGAUUUCUGACUUCAGUGUGGUUUCUCAGGCCAUGUGAGAGUUCACACAGCAAAGGGAUGAAAAAUCUUCACAUUAACUAUUUUUAUUUAACUCUUCCAGCAUUCAAAGGAAUGGGUGCAAUAGGGUUAUUCUGUGUAUUCUGAUGAGCCUGGUGGCCCCUCUGAUUUUUAUAGUUCUUCGGGAUGGGUGGGGAGAGGAAACACUCUUCCCAUCUGGCUUCACAAGUAUAGAGCAAACAUUUUCAAAGUUAGAAAGCAAAAAUUUACAUAUUUCUUUAUAGCAUGGAAUACAGUCAUUACAAGUGAGGUUAAUGCAUGCAGCAACUUACAAGCAUUUCAUCAAGUCUAACCACUAAAUAAUUCUUGUAAGAUUAAUACCUAUUUUGAACUGGUCUGGUUUCCAGCUGUGAGUUUCAGUUCUUAGCUAAUGCCUGCAGCCUUGGCAAGAGCUGAAAUUUGGUCUGGUAGCAUCACACUUUCUUUUUCUUAAAAAUAAAGAAAACUUAUGCUGACAGCCCACCUUUGUAUUAAAGACCUUUCCCCAUAUAGACACUUGCUUAUUUACCUUGAUGCUAAAAAAAUUUUACUUUUGGACAUUCUUGCCUUCAGAAGAUAGUGCAGAACUCUGAAGUGGGAGACACCUCUAAACUUUCAAAUAAAAUUAGCUAGAGAUGCUAAACUCAGUUUCAGAGAAUCUUCUCUGAUAUUCCAAAAGUUAAAAAUUAAGUGGGAGGAAGGAAUUUGCAAGGGAAAUGAAAUCUGUUCAAAAAUAAAAUUGCUGUCUGUAGUGGGGUGCACUCACCUCUCAUGAGCGCCCUAUGGUCGAGCGUAUGCGGACCUGCACUUUCUCUCCUUGUAGCCCUCCCAAGGCUUAGAUCCUCAAUUAGUCCCAUAGUCUAUCAAUGGUCUCAGCCCUAGUGUCAAGCUGUAUUCCAGGGCUUCCCCCAGAGGCAAUGUCCUCGCCCUCUCUAGGGGUUUCAGGCCCCAGCUCUCGUGCUGGGCCACUAAAGGGUUCAGUUCUUUCUUUCCUUCUGGGGUGCCUCAAAGUCCAGGCCACUUUUCCUAGUGGCUAAUAGGAGGUGGGGGAACCAAGGCCUGCCCACUAGUCCAGGUCCAAGCCCCUCGAAGCCAUGCCGCUGCUUUAAUUCCCUGUGCCACUUCCCUGCAGCCUGCAUAGCAUCAUAGAAGAUUAGGGUUGGAAGAGACCUCAGGAGGUCAUUUAGUCCACCCCCCGCUCAAAGCAGGAUCAACCCCAACUAAAUCAUCCCAGCCAGGGCUUUGUCAAGCCAGGCCUUAAAAACCUCUGAGGAUGGAGAUUCCACCACCUCCCUAGGUAACCCAUUCCAGUGCUUCACUACCCUUCUAGUGAAAUAUUUUUUCCUAAUAUCCAACCUAGAUCUCCCACACUGCAACUUGAGACCUUUGCUCCUUGUUCUGUCAUCGGCCACCACUUUGAACAGCCUAGCUCCAUCCUCUUAGGAACCCCCUUCAGGUAGUUGAAGGCUGCUAUCAAAUCCCCCCUCACUCUUCUCUUCUGCAGACUAAAUAAGCCCAGUUCUGUCAGCCUCUCCUCAUAAGGCAUGUGCCCCAGCCCCCUAACCAUUUUCAUUGCCCUCCGCUGGACUCUUUCCAAUUUGUCCACUUAUAAAACUUGUACUUGUAAAACUAAGAUGAUGUGAACAGGUUUGUAAGUUUACUUGUAAAUUUUUUCAAUUUUUGUAUAACAGAGUUCCCCAUUUGCCCCAUUUGUAAAAUGGGGUGCAGCCUCCUGGUGUGUCUUGAGCUGGAAGAACUGGAGCUUGCUUUUAAAUAUAGGAAGAGCCUUGUGUAGUGACUGGCUUCUUGACAACAAGAUUUUACAUUUAAAGUAUUGUUGCUUCUUUUAAGCCUGAGUGGCUUGUCAAAGUUUGGGGGCUUGGGGAUGUUCCAGUUGGAAGUAGAAAUUGAUGGAGUUUUUGGAUUUCGUCAAUGCAGUCAUAUUUAUGUACAAGGAAUGUACAAAUCCCUGUGCCUCUGAAUGCAGAAAGAACCAAGAACAAAAAGGAACAGUUUCUGAGCUUACAGCCCCCAAAUCUCUUUAGCCAACAUCAGACCCAGGAGCUCUCUCUAGCUUUUUCCAGGGUCAUGCUGUGCUUACAGGCUCCUCUUGGCUCUCUUGACUCUCCCUCUCUCUCUCUCUGUUCUUGUCUAUCCUCAGUUUUUGUGUGUUCUCUUCCAUCCUACACACACACCCCUACCCAAAACAUUACUGAGCCAAAAGCUAGUUCACAUACACCUUUUUUUUCUUAAAUGGGAGCUUUUGCGUAUAAUUAUGUUAAUUGAAGGGUGAGUUCACGCCUGUCAAUGUCAGAGUUUUCACUCGACCUGUAACAAGGUUUCACUCAGCACAGAAUAAUAUUUUGUUCAAAAUGAUAUUCAGCUUUGUUGUAUGCUAGCAGUGCAGUUAUGACCAAUAAACUAUGGGUCACUUAUAUUUCAUAAGACUGAAUGACAUGAAGACCUAAUAUUGUUGUAUUUAUUAACUCGCCUCUAAGUGACUAGUAAAGCACUUGUCUGAAGUAUUUUGUUAAAGUAUCUUCAAGUAGACGAACAAAAAACCUUAUAUGCCAGUGCAUGAACUUGUGUAUAUAAAUGUUUUUUUUAAAUAUAUAAAUGGGUUUUUAAAAUACUAAAUAUUCAGUAAGGAUGACAGUAGUUGCAAAGGCUAUGUUUUGGUGAGAAUGAGAUUUGAAAUAAUAUUUGGAAACUUUCGGACUCUGUAAAAAAUUAAAGUAACUACAAACUAUCCUCUGAAGUCUUGCUGCCACGAGUAUUCAAAAAAUGUGAGGCCCCAAAGGUCUUGAUGCUGGCUUAAAAAUCAUGAGAUUUUAAAAAUAGCACAUUUUGUAUUCUGUUCUUUUACUUUCAAGCUUGCCUUACCAACCAUGAGGGCUAGAAAUAAGAUUUUUGUUUUUGAAGGAAAGUUGAGGUUGUCAUGUAAUUGCUUGACUCCAGGAGCUGGGGCUUUGAGAGAGCCCAAAUACCUCAGGACUCACAAGAGCUGGCAACACUAAAGCAUAUGACACUUGAGAAAGAGAUUUCUCUUUUGGCCUCUGUAGAUUACUCUAGAAAAGAAUGAUCACAGUUCAAGAAAACUUUGAGGCCACUGAGAUUACAAAAGAACAUGUCACAUGGCAAUAGUUGCUUUCAGCUGCAGUGCUUAAGGAAGAGUGCCCCUUUGGUAUAAAAGAGAAGGGGCUGCUGAGAUGGUAUUCUCCAAGAAAAGAUAAUGUAUUAAAUAAUUAAACAAAAAAACACCUAGACGAUAAGAUGAUGAUUAACAGCAUGGAUUAAUCAAGAACAAAUCAUGUUAGGCCAACCUAAUAGCUUUCUUUGACAGGAUAACAAGUCUUGUGGAUAAGGGGGAAGAGGCAGAUGUGGUAUAUCUUGACUUUAGUAAGGCUUUUGAUACUGUCUCACAUGACCUUCUCAUAAACAAACUAGGGAAAUACAACCUAGAUGGAGCUACUAUACGGUUGGUACAUAAGUGGUUGGAAAACAGUUCCCAGAGAGUUAUCAGUGGUUCACAGUCAAGCUGGAAGGGCAUAUCAAGAGGGUUCAGCACAGAUCAGUUCUGGUUCUGUUAAUAUCUUCAUUGAUGAUUUCGAUAAUGGCAUGGGAAUACACUUAAAUUUGCUAAUGAUACCACACUUGGAGGGGAUUGAAUUUCAUUUGGUGACCCCCUAGUUCGUGUGUAAACAGGAUGAAAAUCAAUGAGGACAAAUGCAAAGUCCUCCACUUAGGAAAGAACUAUCAGUUGCACACAUACAAAAUGGGAAAUGACAGCCUAAGAAGGAGUACUUCAGAAAGGGAUCUGGGGGUCAUAGUGAAUCAGAGGCUAAAUAUGAGUCAUUCCAUUCUUUCAGAGAUUAAAGCAUGUUCCCUAUACUAUGGAGCUCUGAAAAGAGUAGGUUAUAUGAGACGGUAUUCUCCCAUGCAUGAUAGCUUCUCCUGGAAAGAGGUAGAGUUUUCUCCUACUCUUCAUCACCACCUCCAGGUACAAUGUUCUGGACAACAGGAGCAGGAAAGCCCUCAGAGCAGCCUUCCCAUCCCCCCUUCUCUCAAGACCCUAGAGUUGAGCCUAUCAGACAUCCCCUAACCUGCUGAGGUGAGGGGGGCAUUUUUGUAAUAAAUAUUUAAGCCCUUAGGUAGGAUCACUUUUUAAGCAAAUAGUCUUUUAUUUUCUGUGCGUUUUCUCUGCUGCACCUUUUUUUACAAUAAAUCUCAUUUUAUCCAAUUUUCAUUGCAUUUAAUUUUUUUUUGAAGAAAAAGUUGACUGUAUCGGUUCUUGAAAAGUUAUUUCUCUUCACUUCCAGAAGAAGGUAGUUUCCUUUUUGUAUUCUACUGUUGAGUUGCAGGUUUGAGACAGGAGGGAUUUUUGUGCAGAGGAUACUAACCUCAUAGAACAUACAGUUGAAAUAGCAAGAGCAUCCAAGUGUCAGAUUUUAUUUGGUUUAUAAGCAGCAGAUUGUGAGAGAGAUGGCUCUCGAAAGUCUGUAAUUGCAGUGGAGUUUAACUGACUUCAAGUAAAAUAAAGUUGAUGUGUCAUUAGACCAUAAAAAUAUUCUCCGAGAGAUGAAGUUCUUAUAUAGUGCCAUUAUCAAAGCAAUUCUGCAGACUUUCCAUU
Messenger RNA from Chelonia mydas (Green sea turtle), 7585 nucleotides. RefSeq names its product FIG4 phosphoinositide 5-phosphatase (gene FIG4). Gene Ontology annotation, biological process: phosphatidylinositol dephosphorylation. The record is from RefSeq and is a predicted model, not a curated record. NCBI's taxonomy places the organism in Eukaryota, Metazoa, Chordata, Testudines, Cheloniidae. Gene Ontology annotation, molecular function: phosphatidylinositol-3,5-bisphosphate 5-phosphatase activity. The transcript has 23 exons. Gene Ontology annotation, cellular component: intracellular membrane-bounded organelle. Bases 343 to 3063 code for a protein of 906 amino acids.